Molecule: messenger RNA, 2678 nt
Organism: Anguilla anguilla (European eel)
Lineage: Eukaryota; Metazoa; Chordata; Actinopteri; Anguilliformes; Anguillidae
Gene: nkx2.3
Product: NK2 homeobox 3
Exons: 3
Coding region: 1072-1896 (274 amino acids)
Biological process (GO): regulation of transcription by RNA polymerase II; cell differentiation
Cellular component (GO): nucleus
Molecular function (GO): DNA-binding transcription factor activity, RNA polymerase II-specific; RNA polymerase II cis-regulatory region sequence-specific DNA binding
Source: RefSeq, a predicted model, not a curated record
UGUGAUAUUUAGUGAUCUUUGUGACAACAUAUGAUUUAGUUUUGACGUCCAGUCAAUGGAUAUAUUGAUCAGCCAACGGAAGGGGUGUAUUCAGUAUUGCAACAAAAUAUAAAUAAAAAACUUGUGUUUUCAAUGUGUUGAUGAAUUAACUCGUGGGACUUUCUGUUGCAUACCGAACUGAAACUGCUGGACCUCUUUUCACAUAAUGAAAAAGUUGUAUUUCUGUAUACCAUGUCAUAAUGAAUGAUUCAAUAUAUUAGGACAAAAUGUAAUUUAUCAUCCAACCACAGCACAAAACCUCACACUGAGGAUAUGGAUUGGAAAAGGAAAAAAAAAGUAUUUUCUUCAAUGUUUAAUGUACGGUUUUAUUUAGCCUAUACCAAAAGCAACGCUAUAAAUUCUUAACUGAAUGAAUAAGUCGGUGAUCUGGAACAUUUCAGAUAAGGUGGGUUAAAUUCGUUCCUUUCGACAUUAGUCCAUCGUUUUUGCGGACUUAAACAGAGACGUAACAUUACGAUAAUAAAUUAACCGUAUUUGCUUGUAUUAUACAUGCCUAUAACAGAAUCAAUUUAUAGUGAGAAGAAUUAUAUAGGUAUCCCCAUCUUGUUCAACAUGAAUAUGUACCGGUCUGCUUCCUUGUCUUUCUCACGGUUUAUCCCGCCCCAGAGUGACAUCACGGAGCAGAAGAGCUUUGCUUCUCACAGGCUCCAGUAACAAAAACAGGCAACAGCUGAAAGCAUUAGCUGUCACAAGAAGUACGUCAACCCUCCUCUGCACGCAUGGAACACGGGCAGUCCGCUGAAAUCUUCUAAAACCCAAUUUUUAAUGGAGGGUGAAUAGAUUUUGUAUUCCAUAACAUCUACAUGACCGGCUAUCCAAAUUUUAAAAAAUAAGAUAAUAAAAAAAAAAACAGUUGAAAAGGGUUCUUGUGUUCCGCAGCUCCUCCUCAGCAGAGAUAUACUAAACCUGGAGCAGCAGUCGUCUCUGCAUCUGGAGUACCAGCACGCGCAGCUGCAUCUGGAUUUGGAGUUGCAACAGCAGCAGCAACAUCAUCAAGCGCCUCCCACGUGCAUGCUCGCUGCCGCAGAAAGUCCCAGCUUCUCCGAGGAAGAGGAGAAAAUGUCCUACUUGAAUUCAUUGUCCAUGCAGGAUAGUCAAGACGAAGCCAAUCUCUCCCCGGACAUGUACGUCCAAUCCGCGCUGGGACACACAACCGACCCCCAGUUAGAGGUCGCUAUCGAUGACCACAGAUCCAAAAGCUGCAGGGCUGUCUCCAAGUCUCAGGAAAGCGAGGACGGUAGGCAAUCGGACGUCGAGCGACCCCAGAAACAGCGAACCAGGCGCAAGCCCAGAGUUCUUUUCUCUCAGGCCCAGGUGUUCGAACUGGAGCGGCGAUUCAAGCAGCAAAGAUAUUUGUCUGCGCCCGAGAGGGAACACUUAGCAAGCACUCUAAAGCUGACAUCCACACAGGUCAAAAUAUGGUUCCAAAACCGAAGGUAUAAGUGCAAACGGCAACGUCAAGAUAAAUCGCUGGAAAUGGUCGGAAACACCCAUCCACCGCCGCCAAGAAGGGUGGCAGUGCCAGUUUUGGUUCGGGACGGCAAACCUUGCUUGGGAGGAUCGCAGAACUUCAACACGCCUUAUACGGUGGGGACGAACCCUUACAGCUACAACGGCUACCCAGCGUAUGCAUACAACGGCCCUGGGUAUAAUAACGGCUACAGUUGUACGUAUUCUAGUAUUCCUUCUCUCCCUCAAAAUACAGCGACUAACGCUUUCAUGAACAUGAACCUCGGCAACAUAGCAAAUAUCGGCACUUCUCCACAGUCUCAAACACACCAAGGAACAACAGUCACCGCCUGUCAAGGAACGCUGCAGGGUAUCCGUGCUUGGUAGCAAUGAUAAUCUAAGGCAAAAUAAACGAACAUAUUUCCCUAGAAGCAGCACCUUCCUGUUGUGACACCAACCGACAAGGAAAUCUAUGUUUGAAAUGGCUGCUACAUCCUGACAGUAUUCCUAAAAAAUAAAUCAAUAAAAAAAUAAAACAUGAUACAUUCAGGAUAUCACAAUAAGAGGACUUCAGUAGCUUGGGACAAUAGUAAAAGGUGGAAAUCCAAAUGUUUUAUUCCUCUGCCCAAUAACUGUUAAGGGUAUGUCAUACCAUUAAUAACUAAAAUAUUACUGAUGACAACCAAAAUAAUCAAAAUCAAAUAGAACAGUAUUGUGGUACUCUUCUAUUUUGUGUUUUCCAGAUGAAAACAGUGCAUUUAAAUGUAUAAACUCAAUUGGAGCAUUGUGAUCCACGGAAGUACAGCCAACUGACACCCCCUCCAACAAAAAAAAAUUACUAAACACACACACACACACACACACAGCGGAUUCUCCACAAACCUAUGCUAGCACAGUGUUCGGGAACAGGUGCAGUCUACAUUUUGAUCAAUUAAACGGAGCGGUGCGUAUAGGGACAUUACCGCAUGUUUCUUAAAAUUGUAAUGGAUGGGGGAAAAAAUUUCAUUUAUAAAGUGAAAAACUGACAUUGUUUUGUUAAUGUUUUAGAAACUUUGCAUACAGUCAUCAAGAUAAUUCAGAAAUUUUGCAUUUACAAGGACAUUGCAAUAAAUACUGAAGCUGCGAGCAGCCUAAUCCAUUUUGAGUGGAUUAAAAGAAAGUGGAAAGUC